Messenger RNA from Candidula unifasciata, 525 nucleotides. The record is from the annotation of a GenBank genome assembly. NCBI's taxonomy places the organism in Eukaryota, Metazoa, Mollusca, Gastropoda, Stylommatophora, Geomitridae.
AUGGGAACCUGUUUGGGACAAUACUUUUCACGACUCAAAAUCUCAAACUCGCUCACAGAUCCUAAGGUCAUGUCUGAAGCAAUUGGGUGUUUCAAGUGUACUUCUGUCAACCACCAAAAUCCCGAGUGUGAAGACACCUUUAACAACACAGGCAAGUUCUACGAAGAGGAUUGCUGGGCGUACAGAAAGGGGAGGACUGGUGCCUUUCCUGGCACACAAUGCAUGAAGAUGAUUGCCAUAGAUGAGUCCAUUAACUACACAGUUGUGGUGCGAAAUUGUGUUGUUGAUGAUGGCGGCACCAACUCCGAGACCGAGAUAGGUCGACAAAGUCACUGUGGAUGGAUGAAAGUUAUCAAGUAUAAUGGAAGACGAAUGAAGGGAUGUAUACUAAGUUGUGACACAGAUGCAUGCAAUGACAGCAACAGAACAAGCAAAUGCCUCAUUUUAAUCAUUAUAUCAGUAAUAUAUGCCUCCACUUUCCAAAGCCAUUUUUUCAGACUGUUUACACCAGUGAUUCUAAAGUAG